Corticium candelabrum is the source of this 2098-nucleotide messenger RNA. RefSeq names its product transcription factor Adf-1-like. Lineage: Eukaryota; Metazoa; Porifera; Homoscleromorpha; Homosclerophorida; Plakinidae. The record is from RefSeq and is a predicted model, not a curated record. The transcript has 3 exons. Gene Ontology annotation, molecular function: DNA binding. The coding region runs from base 241 to 999 and encodes 252 amino acids.
UCGCGACGCUCGCGGGGACGCUCGCGAAGACGCUCAGGCGGGCGUCAUAUUGUAAACAUUCGCACGUCGCGUCAUGAGCGUCGUCAGCGUCGUCAGCGUCCGUGAGCGUCGUUGACGCUCAAGUUGAGACAAGUUCAACUCCAGCGUCCAAACCGGAAGUGGUCCAGCGUCUACUGGAAGCACGUGAUUCUUGUCGACAAAUCAGCUAUCAAAUCCGGGAGUGAUAUCCCUGAGUGAACUAUGGAAGAGAAGCUUAUCGAAAGUGUACGUAAGUACGGCUGCCUGUGGCAAGUAAAGUCCAGGGAGUAUAAAGACCUGCGUCUGAAGGAGAACUCUUGGAAAGAGGUCUCGGAAGAAACUGGGCUCCCAGCGGCAGACUGCCAGAAAGUAUGGAAACGUCUUCGCGACAAGUUCGUGAGGGAAGAGAAGAAAACUAAAUCAAUGCGUUCUGGAGACUCGGGACCUCCCUACAGCUCAUUGUGGGAGUACUUUGAGGUUCUCAGCUUCCUCCUGGACACCAUAAAACAUCGCCAAACAGUUACCAACUUUAGUGCCCCCCUAGAUGAUGGUUGCGUUCAUGAUGAUGAUGAGGAGGACAAUGAUGAUGAUAGUGAGAGCAUUGUAGCAGUAGACCAGUUUGAACACAACCAAUCAAUGACAACACGUCAGUCUACUCCGUCACCAUCAGUGCCAUUAUCUGGAGGAGUAGUGCAAACACCUAUGGGAGAAAUUCGUUCCAACAGAGGCAAGGGCAAAAAGAGGAAGGUGGAUGCUGAAGCUGUUGAUUUAGCUAUGCUUCAGUUGAUCAACGACCAGAAGAGCAAUCCUACUGAGCCAUCGCUAGAUGAAGAAGGGCUAUUUGGAUUACACAUUGCAGCCAAACUAAGACAGUUGUCCGACCGUGAGAAAGCAAUUGCGGAGAUUAAAAUCGAAGAAAUACUAUUGGAGGCAAAAUUUGGCUACCAAUACCAGCAAAGCAGCCACCAAUACCAGCAUUGAGCAACCACGCAUAUCUGGGCUCUCUUCGUUUAACCAGAUGUUUGAAUUGAAGCAUCUGUAUGGUCCUUUAACCGGCUUUUUUAAAAGCCACAAAAUCAUCAAAGAGAGCUGAUCUAAAGACUGAAGUCUACAUUACCUAGAAGUACAUACACACACACACACACACACACACACACACACACACACACACACACACACACACACACACACACACACACACACACACACACACACACACACACACACACACAGAGGGAGAAAGAGAGAAACAGACACAAAAGCAGAGAGUUGUAUUUUCAACUGAUGCUUGUUCACCCUUCUUAUUAGGUAAAUGGUGCAUUAAUUCAAUCAGAUGCAGGGUGGGCACAUUGAUGUGAUAGGGAACUGAACAUACAGUACAGGUUUCGAUAAUACCAGCAAAAUAGCUGGUGAAAGCCCCAAAACACAUAUCAUGGCUAGUAUUCUGUACGAUGGAUGUGGUGGUACUGCCAUGUCACCUCUCCUUCAGAGGACAUAAAGUAGUCGCGAAUAGUGUCCCUACAUGUAGCUGCAGAUCUACUAUACAUAUUGCUUCCUACAGAGCCUAUCCUGCUCAAUCCAUUAUCACCAUCCACCUCACUUCUCCAGGCUCCUUCAGUGACGUUCCCUGCUCCAUCCUCUGCAUCACUAAAUCCGCGUGGGCAGUAAACUGUUGACUCAGUAGUUCGCAGGUAGUUGUGUAGGGCUAUUGCUGCUUGGGUGAAAAGCACUACGUGAUCUGGAGAAGCAAUUAUCGGCCUCCUAAAGAGACGCCAUCUGGCAGCCAGGAUACCAAAACUGUUCUCAAUGACUCUUCUGGAACGGCUCAAGCGAUAGUUAAACACUGCCUCAGGAUCAGCCAAAUUUCUCCCAGGAUACGGACGAAGCAUAUUGCGCUGAAGUGGAAAAGCUUCGUCUCCCACAAACGCAAAUGGUACCUCAAUGGCGGUACCGGGUAGACUGCUGUUCAAGCUGAAGUCGCCUGAUUCACACUCUGAACGGAUACACGUGGAGUGGAAAGACAGACUACUCAUUGUCUAGCGAUGAAAGUUUUAUCAGGUGAAGAUUUUGCGGUAGGGGA